Molecule: messenger RNA, 7480 nt
Organism: Microplitis mediator
Lineage: Eukaryota; Metazoa; Arthropoda; Insecta; Hymenoptera; Braconidae
Product: kin of IRRE-like protein 3
Exons: 8
Coding region: 1577-2440 (287 amino acids)
Biological process (GO): synapse organization
Cellular component (GO): neuron projection membrane
Source: RefSeq, a predicted model, not a curated record
UCUGAACAGUUCGUGUGCGCACGUUGUCUCAAUACCUACUCCAACUACUUCUCCAAUUCUCCCUCAUUGCAUCUUUCGUACAGAUGCAUACAUACGUAAAUGCAUAUAUAUAAUUAUAUUUAUUUGUAUAUGAAUAUAUUCAUGUAUUGUCUGUCGCACUGGUACCCGUGACUUAGCUGUAAACAUUGUUGUCAUACUCGUCAUAUCAUCGUUACCUACUAAGUUACGGACACAUGAUGUACAGUAGUAUAAUGAGUAUUGGAGAAUAGUGGAAGUAGUAGUUGUACUAGUAGACAAGUAGUAACGGACGGAGAAUAGAGAAACCGCGUGUGACAAUCUAUCCUACUGUCACUCUGGUUCUCUCGUUUGCGAGCUUAUACAGAAGAGUGAGAAGAAAGUCACAGCAAGACGUUUCUCACAGCUUGUCAUUCUUUAUGACAUUUUUCACAAGUUUAUUAAACACGUGAAUGACAAAUAAACACAAAUUGUGGGCUAUGAUGACUACGAAUUGAUAAUUAUGUGUGUUAAUUAGCUCGCACGGUGACAGUGGUUUCAAUUUUUUUUUGCAACAAUUAACUGUCACUUUAUUUUUUUUUAACAGUAAAUUUAAAUGAAAGAAAAUAAUUCACACUAAUUAGCAGUUGAUUACAUAAAUAGAUAAAAAUUUCAACAGUGAAUAAAUAUCGUAAAAAAAUGAGCUCUGAAUAAAUUUUUUAUAACGAAUAAAUUUUUUAAAAUUAAAACUGAGUAAGAUUUGUAGGUUUUAAUUGUCAUCGAGAUAAACUCGCGGAAGUUAAAAAAAAAAUUUUUUUUAAUUGAAUAUCAAUUUAAUUUAAUUACUGUUGUUAUUAUUUUUAAUCUUCAUGUACGAAAGAGUUAGGAAAUAGCAUAGAGAAAAUAAUUUCAGAUACAGAUAAACAUGAUUAAUGGGUAGUCGGAUUUUAUGUACGUAGUUCUUAGAUAAUUUCCAUAUCUCGGAUGCUAGAAUAUUAUUUACUAUUCAAAGUAUAAUAGAAUAUAUAGUGUUGUGUGUUCGACAGUGUAAAUAACCAAACAAGUAAUCAAAUUCAAACAUCAGUCUGUUGUUCAAUACCAUACAUAUACAUAUAAAUAUAUAUGUAUGUAAAUAAUAAUUGUUGAAAAAGCACAGUGAAGUUUGAAUGAUACAAAUUUUUAUUUAAUUUGGUUAUUUUUCAAGUGCCAAGUGGAUAUAAAUGGACAAAUAAAUUUUUUUACAAAAAAAAGGAUUAGUAAAAAAAAAAAAGUAUUGGAGCGAGUGUUAUUAUUGAUUAAAUUGGUGUUAAAAUAUUCACUGAGUUGUUUUAUGUGAGUGUUCCUAAUGAUGUGGCAAAAAAUUUUAGCAAACAUGUACCACUCAUAUCUUAUCAAAAAGUGAUUAAUUGUCGAAUUGCGUGUUGGCUAAAGUUAUUAUAGUGAUUAUUGCCAUAUUAUUUUUUACCAAAGUGCUAUUGGAACGAAAGCACCGAAAUUAAUUCCGAUUGACAAUUAACAGUUUAAAUUUGCCAGUUGGAGUGUAUUAUGUGAGGCAAAGAGAAAAUAAACAUAGGUAUUGAAGAUGUGUGUCGUCGUAAGUGGAGUGUGGGUGCUGAGCAUCUUUGCUUUGACUGUCAUCAGCAAUGGCAUCCUAAGCCACGGUGCACAACACAGUAGUAAAAACUCAGAUAUAUUCCAUCAUCACAAUGUCUUUGAAGACCCAGGAUCGAGAUCUGGACCAUACUUCGAUAUAUCAGCGUCCAGAAAUGUGACAGCGCUGCUAGGAAAAACGACGUACCUCAACUGUCGGGUGAAAAAUCUCGGCAACAAAACACAAGUGGCAUUACAAGUGUCGUGGGUACGACAUAGAGACAUUCAUCUCUUGACGAUUGGACGUUACACAUACACGAGUGACCAGCGGUUUCGUGCAAUUCACAACGUUCAUUCGGACGACUGGACGCUACAAAUAAAGUUCCCUCAAUUGCGGGACAGCGGUAUAUAUGAGUGUCAGGUCUCGACGACCCCUCAUAUGAGUCAUUUCGUUUACCUCAACGUUGUCGAACCAACGACUGAAAUUUUAGGUGGACCGGAUCUCUACAUUGAUCAUGGAAGUACCAUCAACCUCACGUGUAUCGUACUGAAUAGCCCGGAGCCACCGGCAUACAUAUUUUGGAAUCACAAUGAUGCUAUAAUUAGUUACGAUUCCAGCAGAGGUGGCGUUUCGGUAGUAACGGAAAAGGGCGACAGUACGACAAGUUUUUUGCUGGUCCAACAUGCCAAGCCUUCAGACUCGGGACAAUAUACUUGCAAUCCAAGCAAUGCUCAACCCAAGUCGAUUACCGUUCACGUUCUCAAUGAGUAUCCUGCGGCAAUGCAGCAUGGUGGUCAAGCGAAGCAACCACGAUUUUACUCACUCCUUCUAUGUCUCUGUCUACUGCUCUAUUGAAUUUAUUUUACCUUAAUUUUGCGGCUAUAUUUAUAAUACCCGGCGGCAAUACUCACACAUAUUAGACCUUUUAUUUAAAGGUCACUGUAUAAACUAUAUAUUAUUAUUAUUAUUAUUAUUAUUAUUAUAUAAAUCAUACAUCUAGUUCAGUAAGAAUGUAAUAUAUAUGCAAUAGAACUGAAAAAAUCCUCAAAGAAACGCAAGCAUUCGGGAAAUAAUGAGAGUAUAGCCAAAGAAAAAAUCCAUCAAUGCUUUAAAAAAAUUUAACAUAUAUAUACGUAAUAAAUACACGGAGAGAUAAUUAUGGUAACUGUUCUUAAUACAUUUAUAUAAUAUAAAUCCAUAAAGUUAUGGUAAUAAUUAGAAGGAUAUACGCCCAUAAUUUCUGGUAAGUUUCCAUAACUAUGGGUGUAGGUCUUAUAGUAAAAGUUCCUGUAUGGUAUGGCAGUUAAAUUAUGGUAAUGAUUACCUUACUAAUGAGAACAGUUCCCAUAGCCACAUAACAAUAUAUUCUACAUCCAUAUUGGAACGUUUCCUAGGUGCGUAUGGAAAUAAACCCUUUGCAUCAUGGUAACCAUUCCCAUAAUAUAUUAAUUAUUACCAUAAAAUUAUGGUAAUGGUUACCAUGAUAGUAUCAUAGUUAAGUAAUAAUUACACCAUUACUGUGGUAACCAUUACCAUUAUAUUGGGAUAACGAUUCCCAUAAUAUGAAGAAUUUCUAAAUAUUCUAGAAAUCUUUACCAUGAUAUUAUAGGAAUGAUUCUUGUAUAUUAUGUGAAUCAUCACCAUUAUAUAUGGUAAUAUUUACCAUAAUGCAUGGGAAUGGUGAGCAUAAUGACAGGAAUUAUUCCUAUAGUUUUAUAGGAACUAUUCCGACGCUGUACUGGAAUGAAACCUAUACAGAUAUAAAUGGUUACCAUAAUAUAGGGGAAGGGGGGCAAAAGGGGGUAGGGUAGGCAAAACGGGGUACCCACAAAAUUUUAUAAAAAAAAAUUUUAUAUUUUAAAUGGUUUUUAAACAUUCCAAAAUUACUUCUGUAAAUAUAAUUAAGCGUUACUUUGAAUUUUUUUUGAUAAACUUUUUCAAAAAUCAAUUGUCAGUUCAAAAAUAUUAAUGACGUUUGUUUUAUGAUAAAAACUAUUAAAAAUUUUUUUUCUUCUUUUGUAUCCAAUAAACAUGUAAAAUAUAAUUUUUCUUCAUGUAAAUUACUUAAAAAAAAAUUCUACUUAAUCAAAUUCGUUUAAAAUCCAGAAAUUUUUUUUUUUACCUUUUUUAGGGGGUACCCCACUUUGCCCGCAGAAAUUAAAAAUUUUUUUUUCCAACGGUAACUAAAAAUUUCUUAUAUUUACUUUGAAUAUCAUUAAAAAAAAAAAGAUUUCGCGUAUUUGAGUCCUCGAAAACUUGGUAUUUCCUUAAGUACCCCCUUUUGCCCCUCCCUCCCCUAUAUGGGUACCAUUUUUAUAAUCGAAUUAAAAAAAAACCUGUUACCAUACGAUAUGGGAAUCAUUGCUAUAAUAUAUUGUAAUUGUUACCGUAAAAUUAUCUCCGUAGAUCCUUGUGACUGAGAAAAUUUGAUAAUAGAAUUCUAAUAUUUUAUUUUUAUUUCAAACGCGUAAUUGUUAAAAUUUAAUUCAGAUUAAUGUUUUUAAGUAUCAAUAAAUAUUUAAAAAUUUAAAGAAUAAUAAUUAAACAUAAUACAUUAAGGUGUCAACAAAAUAAUUAUAAAUAUUAAUUUAAAUAAAAAAUUUUAAUAAUUACGAAUUUCUGUAAUUAUUUUAUGAUUUUAUUGCAAUGUUACUUUUAAUUUAUACGAAACUAUUAAUAUUAAUAUUUUUCCACAUGGAUAUAAAAGACAAAUAUCAUUAUUUUAUUCUCUUACUUAUAAAAAUCGGAUACACAUAUUUUUAAUUAAUUGAAAUUACUUCCGGCACACGAGUAAUUUUAUAAACCUCGCUCUAUAUUUUUGCAAACCUUAAUUUUUCAUUUAUACAAUUGAAAUUUUUUAACGUAUAGUGAAACGAAAAAUACUAAAUUACACACCCUCUAGCUGAAUAUUUUUUUUUUUUUUCAUCUCUAGAGGAUGAGUAGGAUAUAUUAUCAAUUCGUAUACUGCGAUCUGAACUAAAAAUAAUAAAUAUAAAACCCCUUGUGACCUUAAUACUACAAAAUAUACUGAACAUACUUGUAAAGCUUCAUGCAAAAAAAAAAUUAAUGAAAUGGCGUAGUAUAAUUUAUCCAAAUAAUAAAUAAAAAAAAAAGUUUAUAUUUUUUUGACUCAUAAAAUAAAUUCUAAGUUAUUAAAAAAUUUCUUUCACGUUCAUUAUUGUUCGUGACCAGACGCAGAAAAACGUCGUAAUAAUGCAGCAAUAUAAGUAGUAUAGAAGCACGUAGAGAAAACAAGUGCGACAAAACUCUCAUCAUUGCAUCUACUACUACAGAAACUUCUCUCUUGUGUAUACGUCUCAACUUGAAGACACUUAUCUUAUUUUAUCGCAAGUGCGUUCUCAUUACUGUUAACGAGUAAAAAAGAAAACUUUUUUUUUUAGCUUCUGAAUUAAAAUUGAAAAAAUAGAGUAAAAAAAAUAGUAAAUUUACGAGUUUUUUUUUAAAUUUUAUUCGAAAAUUCAAAUUGACAAAAAUUGAAAUUAAAAUAUAAAUUAUUUUGCAAGUGGAUAAUUUUUAAAAAUAAAAAAUGAAUUUUUUUCAAAAUCUUAAAUCAGUCCUGCGAAUUUUCAUGAAAAUAAUUUAAUUGAAAUUUUAAGAACUCAUAAUUUAAACGUUUUUAUUUAAUAGUAUAUUACACACUGAGGGAAGUAAAGUAAGAAAUGUCUCAGAUCACAUGUAAUUGUUGGCCGAGGCGAAGCCGAGGUCAACAAACAUAUGAUCUGAGGCUUUCUUAUUUACUUCCCGAGGAGUGUAUGCUAUUUUUCUCCUCGACGGAGGCGGAAAGCGGCAACUUCGUUUUGCACAGCGGGACGAAAGUUGACGCUUUCCGCCCGUCGAGGAGAAAAAUUAUUUUUUUAAAAUACGAAAAAAAUUCGCGCCAUCGACACAUUUUCUAAUAGUUGUCGAAAUAUUUUCGGAUACUGAACGUUAGAGGAAUUAAUAAAAAAAAAAAAGUGAAUUCUACCCUCACAACUGUGUUCUUUAUCAAAAAAUAAUUUUUUCCCUAAAAAAAAAUUUAAACAUUUAUAACAAUUUCAUGUUCUUGUUCAGAAUAAAAAAUUUUCAAAAGUGUACGAAACAAAAAUCCAUUUCUCGAUCAUUUUAAAGUUUUACAGUUCCCUUACUCACUGAACUAAACUUUCAUCAUAUAAUUUAUUUAAAAAAUUUGAAAACACGAUAAAUAACUUGAUAAUCUAAUUAUUUUUCUACAUCACACCUACUUUUAUUAAUCAUAAACUUUGAAACGCCAUAAUAAAAAUGUUAUUUAUUGCUGAUAAAUUUUUUUGCUGUCCAAAUAUCCUUGACUGUUUGAUUAUUAAUCGACUAUUAACAAAAUACAAAAAACUACCGAUUUUGAAUUUACAUGUAGUUUGGAAUUUUUUUACUAUAAUUUUUAAAAUUAUCUCUUCAAGUAAAUGAAGAAUAUAAUCAUGAGUUUUAUUCGUCCCAAUGUGAAUUUAAGGAAUUCAAAUAAAAUUCAAUUUUACUUCCUUUUUUUUUAGUUGUAUAAAUAAAAUUUUAAGAGUACGGCAUUUUACGGUCAAAUUUGCAAUACAUUACGUUAUUUUGCGGUAAAAAUGCGGUAAUUUACCGUAAUUCAGAUCUCUUAGGGUAAGUAAAAGAACUUGAAUAAAUGGCUGAUAAAUUUUUAUUGACUAAUAAAAAAUUUAACGAGAAGAAUGCUUUAUGUAAUGCAAAUAAAUGUCGUACGACAAACAAGCUUUUAUAUUAUUAUUCAUAUGCAUCGAAAAAAAAUUUAAAACACUAAAAUAAAAUUUUAAUUAUGCAUUUAAAAUUUUCUCAGUUCACAAUAAUCUACCAAAAAAAAAAAAAAAAAAAAAAAAUAAUAAUAAUAAUAAUAAUAAUAAUAAUAAUAAUAAUAAUAAUAAUAAUAAUAAUAAUAAUAAUAACAAUAAUAUUACACAGAAAAAAAGGAUUUCUUGGCUCAAAAAACUUUUCCUCACGCCAAGAAAAUUUUUACUUGUCCUAAGAAAUAUUUUGCAUUAUAAAUUGAAAACGAAAAUUUUCUCAAGUCAAGAAAAAAAUUUUUGGGUCAAGAAAAUUUUCGUUUUCAUUUCAUAGAGCAAAAUUUUUCUUGCCGCGAGAAAUCCUUCUGUUCUGUGUAGGAAAAAAAAAAUAAUAAACGACUUGAUAUGUCGUGUCUUUUUUAACUCGUGUCUCGCUCUCUGGGUCAUUAAAAAUAAAUAAAAUAUUAAAUUGACUCAACUGUACAUAUGUAUUAUUAUUAUUAAGAUGAAGCUUUAGUUGUUUAGUUCGUCUCGACAAUACUAUUUCCCAAUUAAAUAAAUAAAAUAACUGAUACAUUUAAAAAAAAUACAUAUAAAUAUAUAUAUAUAUAUUUAAUUAAUUAUAAUACCACGACCCCUAUUGUCUAGUCUUCGUGUUAUUUUUUAUCCUUUUUGGUACAAUAUAAAUAUAAAAAAAAAAAAAUCCUUUAAUUUAUUUUCAGCUGACUAAUUGGCAUCCUAUCGUUGAUGUCUCGAGAUAAAUAUAAAUACAUGAAUAAAUAUGAUAUAAAAUUAUAUAAUAUAAUAUUAAUUGAAGGGUUUUAAAUAAUUGGAGAGAAUAUUAAGAGUGAUGCAAUCUGAUCGUUAACACGCUAAAGACUCUGCUAAUUUUUCCUUUUUUUAAAUUCUAUUAAUAAUAUUUAUAUUAAUAUUAUAUAAAUAUGAUAAAACGUAAUAUCAACAUAACCUUGUAACCUUUCAUAAAUAUAUUGUAUGAUGCUAGUCAGUGUGAAAUUAAUUAAUGACUUUUAUUUAAAAAUUGAAAAACUUUUUUUUCAUUAUACCCGAUGAAAAAAGAUUUUAUAUAACUGUAUACAGUUAUAUAUGAAUUAUAUACAAUUGGAUA